GUGGUGAGUCCGAUGGACGGAGGACCUGAUAUCGAAGUCUGGCAGAGAGCUGGUGUUCCUACCGCCUCUUUGUACAAUGAAAACGAAAAGUACUUCUGGUUCCACCAUUCCGAUGGGGAUACGAUGAGCGUUGAAGAUCCAGACACUCUAGACAAAUGUCUUGCCCUUUGGACCUCAGUCGCCUAUGUUGCAGCUGAUAUCACGCACAAGAUCCCGCAGACAGAAGUUCAGCAGGAGGGACCUCGUGUUACUACAACUGCCCCUUGAAUGUAUAAUAAAUAUUGUUUGUGAAAUGA
Penaeus monodon (black tiger shrimp) is the source of this 296-nucleotide messenger RNA. Its product is annotated as carboxypeptidase Q-like. Lineage: Eukaryota; Metazoa; Arthropoda; Malacostraca; Decapoda; Penaeidae. The record is from RefSeq and is a predicted model, not a curated record. Gene Ontology annotation, molecular function: metallodipeptidase activity. Gene Ontology annotation, biological process: peptide catabolic process; proteolysis.